Molecule: messenger RNA, 248 nt
Organism: Aspergillus alliaceus
Lineage: Eukaryota; Fungi; Ascomycota; Eurotiomycetes; Eurotiales; Aspergillaceae
Exons: 1
Coding region: 42-215 (57 amino acids)
Source: RefSeq, a predicted model, not a curated record
UUUUAUUACCGCGAGAGGGGAGGACCCAUCAUGCCUGGUCCAUGCCCAAGGAAGAAAAUCACGCAUGCAGUUACGUAGUACUCGGAGGAGAAGCUCGAUUAUUUGCUGCCUCACUCGCCUUAGCAUCUGCCAGCUACAUGCAGGGUUGCUGUUUAGUGGGCAUUCAUUAUGUAGCUAGCUCAGCUAUGAGGUAUCCGUGCGAUCUAGCUUCCUGAUAUUUCCUUUUAUACAUACUGCUUAUAACUGAA